AUGUCAUGUGCUGUUCUGCUGCGGCAGCGAGUAGCUCAAGCCCGGCUGCAAUUCGGGCAAUGAUUGCUGCGGCGUCCGUGGCGUCCAUGCGGGUCCGAUGUUCACUGUGACUUGGACUGGGAGAGGGAAGAAUCAGUAAAGACUCGCGUCAGAGCUUCCCGCACGGGUUCUGCCCUCCUUCCGUGACAAAUACGAAAGAUGAGGGAGGAGACGUACUGGGAUGGCUCUGGAAGAUAUACAGCGUUCCCUCGAGGUUCCGGAUCUGCGUGAGCAGUUCCUCUGGCAGCGGCGCCAUGACCCAGAGAUCCCACCACUUCAACACGGUGUCGUUGCUAUAGUGUGGGUGCAGGUCGAAGUGUUGGGUAUAUGUCGCGAUCAGGGCGCGGGUGUAUCGGAGGCAUUCCUCGAGUUGGCCUUGCCAUCGGACUGGAGCCAGCGCGAAGGAGUAGUGGUAUUCCUGUCGCCGAGGGUCGAAGCGUGGGUGCAGAGUCCAGGUGGCGGCGUUCUUAGCGUAGUACGCGUUGUUGGUGUAGCCCAUGCCGGCGGUGGCGGCGGUGGUAGCGGUGAAGCCGGAAGGCGGAGCGGCGGACAUCGUGAGAGAUGGGGGUUGAGGGUUGGUUGGUCUAUGAUAUUCUCUUCUGCUCUGUUGAGGAGGGCUGUGACAAAGAUGGCGCAGUCGCUUGAUAUGUUAGGAGUCACAGAAGUGUCGUGGAGGAGAUGUAGUAUUGUUUCCGUCUUGACGAGGGAUCUGACAUCUGUAAAUAUAUAGCUGAGGUCAUGCUCUGCCCUUCAUGGCAAGGUUGGCGAUCUUCCAAGGAGGGUCGAGGGGAUGCGCCGACCAUCCUGUCGCACAGCUGGUUGAUGGGGUCCGACAA
Dissoconium aciculare CBS 342.82 is the source of this 875-nucleotide messenger RNA. RefSeq lists its product as uncharacterized. The coding region runs from base 221 to 769 and encodes 182 amino acids. Lineage: Eukaryota; Fungi; Ascomycota; Dothideomycetes; Mycosphaerellales; Dissoconiaceae. The transcript has a single exon. The record is from RefSeq and is a predicted model, not a curated record.